CCUUUUUCCAUUAUCGACCGAUUUCCAUCGCGAUCGAGAACCCUCCGUUAUUUAAAGUCUCUUACCUUGUGAAUUCGAAAUUAUCAUUCGUUAAAUUUUGGGCUCUCCUAUCUUUUUUGUAUUUUUAACAUUCGAUAAUCGAGGUACUUCAUCCUCGACCAACCCCCCUCCGAAUGCUUGAUAUCUCACGGUGACGGUGACGUCUCCCGGGUCUAAAUAUAUAUCCAUCCCCCCUCGCAGCGCUGCACCGAUCGGAAAUCCCGCCCUUCCCAUCAUGGCGAGCCUCGACGGCAUUCUAAUCGGAAUUUUAUCCUCCUUCGGUUCCGCUAUACUAAUAGCCUUGAUUUUCCUUGUCGUCUAUUUCUUCAGAUACACAACCUCCGGCCGGAUUUUUCUCGAUCGGAUCGGUCGGCCCGGCGAAUAUGACGACGAACAAGCAUUCGCCAGAGAAGAGGCGGAAGCCUUGGAGUUGAUGGAUGAAUUACAGAGGACGGAGUAUUUAAGAGCAAAAGCAUUUAUCCAAGCGAACCCGCCCGAAUCACUCCAAACAGACAUUUCUUUAUCGCAAUACUUGGCUAUACAAGAGAAAGGAGUUUCGGCGUGGGAAUUUGAACCUGAGUUAGAAAUCGCCAACUGCUUUGUUGAGGCGAGAACAGAAAUCGAAUUCUACGAUUCCGAAUGCACCGUUAUGAGUAAUCUACCCGUACCAAAACAGAACGAAGUGUACUAUUGGGAGGCCAAAAUUUACGACAAGCCCGAAACCACAAUGUUGAGCAUCGGCAUGAGCACGAAGCCGUACCCCUUGUUCAGGCUUCCAGGAUAUCACAGGUAUUCCGUCGCUUAUACAUCAAAGGGCCCCCGACGAUAUAACCAGCCUUUCACCCCUAGCCCUUACGGACCUCCUUAUGUUCAAGGCGACGUUAUCGGCGUCGGUUAUCGGCCCAGGACAGGAACCAUUUUCUUCACACGCAACGGAAAGCGCCUAGAUGAUGUUGUUCACGGCCUGAAGUCGCAAAACUUCUUCCCAUCUGUUGGCGCAAACGGACCAUGUACCGUACACGUCAACUUUGGUCAAGCAGGUUUUGUAUUCAUUGAAGCGAAUGUGAAGAAAUGGGGGCUGGCCCCGAUAACCGGCAGUCUGGCACCGCCGCCACCUUAUGGAAGCGAGCAAGGAAGCAUUCUACUUGAGACGGGACGAAGGAAGGAUGAGUAUUCAGGGUCACCUGCUGGAAAUCACGGAUAUACACAAUCCGUCCAGAGGUACACUAAUACCGGCCCGACUUUAGAUCCAGGACACGGGCGGACAAGGAGUGGCAACUUCAGAGUAAUUCCGCCCACGAGUCCAGGACCACAAAGGAGUCCUACUGAUAUUUCCCUUGCACAGCUGGUUCCUUCAGAGGAAGUGGGCGAAGCAAGCAACACCGGUAACGCCCCCGGUGACCAUGUUGUUGAUGUUGUAGGGUUGGGUCUUCAUGAGGCAUCGCAUCCUCCACCCGAGUAUACCAGUCCGGAACACUCGGAUGAAGAAAGUUCUGGUAGCGAUAGUGACCGAGUCCCGUUAAUCAGAGCUGUACGGAGCCGUGGUGCUUCCGCAGCUACCAUAAGACCGAACAAUCCGCCAAUUCCUAGCUAUAGUGACGCUAUUCGUCAAGGCGCUGGUAGGGACAGGAGCCGGAGCGAUAGCGCCAUGCCUAGAUGGAGUGGCAAUUAAAUCAACUUUAGCAACCGCCAACCAAGUACACCGGUUUGCGUGUGCUACCACUGUCUAUAUGUAGUUCACGAACAGCGAAAAGAAAACUUGCUUUUAUACACUCAUCAUGGAACGGGGAGUUUACGGUCAGGAAAGGGAACAGACUUGUCAUUUGGCUUUUAACGCCCACACACAUUUUUUUUGGACUACGACAAACAUUGGCAUUGGGUCAGGUGAUACUUUGUUACAUGAUACCUCAAGAGAAAGUCUUUUUUUCGCAUUGUUUAGCGGCAUGGAGGAAGGACGGCUAAGGGAGGUAGGACACUCACAAUCACCAUCAGGCUUUUCUCGAAAGAAAGGAUUAAAGAAAAAGAGAAAUACCAGGGCUGGACUGCUCCCGAUUUGAGGAGUUGGAGAUACCUGCUAUGUCAUAUACAUACUUCACGGUCGAUAUAAAAUUUAUACCUACCUGCGACUUUGUGUUUUUGGUGGGCUGUGAUAUGUAGAACUUGUUUGGUAAUUCAGGGGUUUAAGGGGUACCAGAUCAAGUAUCU
Messenger RNA from Hypoxylon trugodes, 2244 nucleotides. RefSeq names its product SPRY-domain-containing protein. The record is from RefSeq and is a predicted model, not a curated record. Bases 275 to 1711 code for a protein of 478 amino acids. Gene Ontology annotation, molecular function: protein binding. NCBI's taxonomy places the organism in Eukaryota, Fungi, Ascomycota, Sordariomycetes, Xylariales, Hypoxylaceae. The transcript is spliced from 3 exons.